This is a messenger RNA of Lachnellula hyalina, 1014 nucleotides long. Its product is annotated as putative oxidoreductase. Lineage: Eukaryota; Fungi; Ascomycota; Leotiomycetes; Helotiales; Lachnaceae. Gene Ontology annotation, molecular function: aldose reductase (NADPH) activity. The record is from RefSeq and is a predicted model, not a curated record. Gene Ontology annotation, cellular component: cytosol. The coding region runs from base 1 to 1014 and encodes 337 amino acids. The transcript is spliced from 3 exons.
AUGUUAUCCCGCACAACUCGAUUUGCAGCAAGCGCCACUUCAAGAAUCUCUUCAAUCUCCUCACAUUUUCAACAACAGCAACGCAACAUGACGACCUUAAAACUCAACACCGGUGCUACCAUUCCCGCCGUGGGCUUCGGUACAUGGCAGGAUAAAGACUCCCAAGAAGAGGCCGUCUCGAAUGCUCUCAAGGCUGGCGUUCGACACAUUGAUACAGCUGCUAUCUAUGGAACCGAGAAGAUGGUUGGCGAUGCUAUCAAGAAGAGCGGUAUUCCUCGAUCUGAACUCUUCAUCACCACCAAGCUCUGGAACAACAAGCACGUCCCAAAGGAUGUUGCCCCAGCUCUGGAUGCCUCUUUAAAGGAUCUCCAAAUGGACUAUGUUGAUCUUUAUUUGAUGCACUGGCCCUCUGCUUUCAAGGCUGGCGAUGUUGCCAUGCCAAAGCAAGACGACAAGAUGCAGCUGGAAGAUGUCUCAUACGUCGACACUUAUAAGGCUAUGGAAAAGCUCUUGACGACUGGAAAGACCAAGGCCAUUGGCAUUUCAAACUUUUCGCAGAAAGAAUUAGAAACCUUGCUCCAGGAGACAAGCGUUGUUCCUGCUGCACACCAACUUGAACUCCACCCAUGGCUUCAACAGAAAGAGUUUUGCGAAUACAACAAGAGCAAGGGCAUUUUAAUCACACAAUACUCGCCCUUUGGAAACCAAAACGAGAUUUAUGACAGCGGAAAGAACAUGGGCAAACUGAUGGAUGACCCAACCCUUGUCGAAAUUGGCAAGAAGUAUGGAAAAACUGGUGCGCAGACCGCGUUGGCAUGGGGAAUCAACCACGGCCAUUCGGUGAUUCCCAAGUCCAAGACCCCCUCUCGUAUAUCGUCCAACCUGGAGGGCGAUUUCAAGCUUGAGCCUGAAGAUUUGAAGAAAAUCGAUGGACUCGACAAGAAGCUACGAUUUAACGACCCUAGUGCCUCAUUUGGCUACAAAUUUUAUGCUGACCUUGACGGUUCGAAUUGA